Amyelois transitella is the source of this 2288-nucleotide messenger RNA. RefSeq names its product zinc finger and SCAN domain-containing protein 12. Gene Ontology annotation, cellular component: nucleus. The record is from RefSeq and is a predicted model, not a curated record. Bases 195 to 1715 code for a protein of 506 amino acids. Lineage: Eukaryota; Metazoa; Arthropoda; Insecta; Lepidoptera; Pyralidae. The transcript is spliced from 8 exons. Gene Ontology annotation, molecular function: zinc ion binding.
UUGUGUAAACUAAAAUCAAUGACAGAAUUGUAAAAUUCGCUCCAAAAAACUUUUCGUAAAAUAAAAUUUAAAAAAUCUAAUGAAAAUGCCAAGCGGGCAAUAAUCUACGAAAUAAUGUUUCCUUUCAGUCUAGGGAACUUUGUACAAUAUUCAUUAUUGUUUUAUUGCUUAGUUAAGGUUUCUGUGCAUUGAAAAUGUCUGAACAUGAAAAAAAUGUUAAAUCGCAAUUGGACCUGUGUAGAAUGUGUUUGGCUUCGGAUGUGUUGCUUUUCUCUAUCGCUAAUACCCGUAUGCAGGCAGUGUACGAGAAAAUCACAAGGACUCCUCUUGUUAAUGGCAAUAACAGACCUGUAGUAGUCUGUUACAUCUGUCAUGCUCAACUACAGAAAUGCCAGAAACUUAUGCUGUUAGUCAGUCAAUCAGAAAAUUUACUGUUGCACACAAUGGGCCAGUCAAAUGAGGUGACUAUGAAAAAGGAAGAAACAUGUGGUCACAGAGCCAAUAACUUGAGGCCAGCUCUGAAGACAACUCCAGUGAAGUAUUUUGACACAUCAACAUUUAAUAUCCCAAUAUUGGUUAAGGAUGUGUUUGAACAUGAAUAUCUGCCAAAACCUGAAGUUAAAGAAGAGCAAUCACAAUCAUUGGCAGAAUGUAUGAUAUGUUCAGCAGUGGACAUGCGUACAUACAACAUAGCUGGAACCCCUCUCCAAUUAAUAUAUGAAAACAUUACCAAAACCUUUCUUACCUCUACUAAUAAUAGGUCCUUGUCAGCGUGUUACAUUUGCUGUUCUCAGCUCAACAAGUGUCGCAAAUUGAUGAUGAGGUCCAAAAAAACGGAGACUAUAUUAACAGCUCUAAUAGACAAAUAUUCUAAGGUGUCCACAAAAUUGGUGGACCUAAUUGACCUCCCAUCACAUAACCUGGGCUUGCCAUUGACCAUCAGGCCAGCGGAAUGUUGUGAUUCAUCGGAUGGCCAGCAGUUGGUCUUCGUGGAGAAACCGGCUUUGAAGAUUGAAGUUAAAAUUGAGAUAGAACCUGAUGUCUAUGUUGGCUCACCUCAAGCUACAGAAAUGGUCGCCUACGAUGUUGACAAUGCAGACGACGUCAACAAGAUGGCGGAUGCUGUGCAACGCGACUCUUGGGCGGACGUGCAAGAAGACUAUACUCGUGAGAAACUGAAACGGAAACGUCGUAAAUGCAUAAAACAGUCCAAACAGACGAUAGAAAAUGACGCGGACGAGCCAAAAAAGGCGAGGCCGCGUAGAGUCUACAAGAAAAGAAUACGCGCCUACGUUCACGUGUGUCAAAUCUGUCAAAGAGUAUUCAACAGAACCAAUCAUCUGAAGGACCACAUGAAAAUCCACACGGACGACAGACCUUACGAGUGUAGCGUAUGUCACAGGCGUUUCAUACAAAAAAUUAACUUAAAAAACCAUAUUAUGACUCACACAGGUGAGAAACCUUUUGAGUGUGGUAUUUGUUCGAGUGGUUUCAUAGCUAAGUCUGACUUUAAAAGGCAUAUGAAUACGCAUAAUGAGGAGAGGAAUUUUGAGUGUGAUUUGUGUCAUAGGAGGUUUACGCAAAUGCCUUAUUUGAAAGCACAUUUGAGCACGCACACUAGUGAGAAACCGUAUGAAUGUAAUAUCUGUCAAAGGAGGUUCAGUCAGAAACCGUAUUUGAAGAACCAUUUGAAAAGACACGUUCAACGUGAAUGAUAUACAUACAUAUAAUCACGCCUCUUUCCCGGAGGGGUAAGCAGAGAAUACCUCUUACCACUUGCCACGAUCUCUGCACACUUCCUUCGCUUCAUCCACAUUCAUAACUCUCUUCAUGCAAGCUCGGCGGUUUCGGGUACCUACUCUUGACCUGACCCUUUACCAUGAAUGAUAUAUAUUAGCUUAUUUUUUAAGAAACAGAACUAUUUUCAAUCUCAUGUGUUUCAGAUAUUAUUUGACAAGUAAAUGUCUUAAUACCAUUAAAAUUACAGCAAAACCAUAAAUAAGCGUGUUAAGUUUUUGAAGAGUUUAACUAAUGAAUAUCCAUUUUGUACAUAUUUUCACACAAUUUUUUUUUAUUUACGCUCGUUUUGGGAAACUCUUUCUUUUUGAAGUCGGUUAAAAGAAGAAUCAUCAAAAUCUGUAAGAACAUACAUUCAGAGCCCCCUUGUUACAAGUCUGUUAAAAUGUUAUAGUUAAGAGAUUAUAUAUACUGUUUAUGUAUCUUUAAGUUUUAUUAAUUAAUAGUUUAAGUUUGUGUUACAAAUCAUUAUCAGAGUAACAAAUGUUUUA